AUGGCCAGACCCUGGCAGGCCCCACGGCUCCUACUGACCAUCCUGGUGGCCCUGGUGGCCGUCACCUAUCAGGGUCGGAGAAAAACCCUCAUGAGUAUCCAAGAAGUCUCUGCAGUGGAGGAACCUGUGGCAGGGACUUUGCGGUACGUCAUCAAGGAGUACAACAAGCAGAGCGAAGACAAGUACAGCUUCAGGAUCCUCCGGGUCCUGAAGAUCCUGAAAAAGGUGACAGAUCACUUGGAAUUUCACAUGAACUUGGAGAUGCAGAGGACCACGUGCUUAAGGGCAAAUGACAGCAACUGUGACUUCCAGACAGGCGAGCUCUACAAGCAAAUCCAGUGUCUCUUCGUCGUCGUUGUUGACCCUUGGCUGGAAAAGUACAAAAUUGUGAACAAAAACUGCAGCAGUGUCUGA
Molecule: messenger RNA, 414 nt
Organism: Lepus europaeus (European hare)
Lineage: Eukaryota; Metazoa; Chordata; Mammalia; Lagomorpha; Leporidae
Gene: CST11
Product: cystatin 11
Exons: 3
Coding region: 1-414 (137 amino acids)
Biological process (GO): defense response to Gram-negative bacterium
Cellular component (GO): sperm head; nucleus; sperm flagellum
Molecular function (GO): cysteine-type endopeptidase inhibitor activity
Source: RefSeq, a predicted model, not a curated record